AAAACGAAGUUAACGCUAAUAGCUUGUAGCCUAGCUAUGAAACCCUGCUACAGCCAAACCUAGCUGGCUCACACUUAGCGCCCACAGUUAACUGGCUAUAUAGCUAUUUUAAUAGAGUUGUUAAACAUAACCGGAUCAAAUGGUUCAUGAGACUUUGCAGCCAUGGGUGACAUGAAAACCCCAGAUUUUGAUGAUCUUCUGGCAGCCUUUGACAUCCCAGAUGCCACAGGGUUGGACGCCAAAGAGCCCAUACGGGGGAGUCAUGAGGAGACAGAGAGUCAGCUGAAACACACGGGGAUAUGUCUGGAUGUCAGUUUAUUAAGUAACCAAACUGUCACAACAGCAGAUAUCCCUGCUGUCAGUGUUAUUGUGAAAAACACAAGUCGUCAGGAGUCGCUGGAAGGAUUUGAACCAGCAUUACAAAAUGGAUUCAGUGGACAAGAUACUUCUAUUGACUCUGUUGAGGCAAACAACGAUGGCUUUUCCAAAUCAUUUGUCUCUGCUUUAAAUGGAGAGAGUCCAAGAGAACUUCUUGGAAAGGCACCUAUUCAACACAAACCUGAUGGAACACCAAUAUUUUCCCAGUCACAUUCUGAUUUUAGUCCCAUCUCCAGUCCUGAGGCUGAAGACACUCAGUGCGGUAAAGAUGAAAUGUAUCCUAAACAAGAGAGGCCCUGUUUCCCAGAUGCUUCAGAUUUGGUGGAACCUUCAAUCCCAGACGAUCCAAAAAAGCUGGAUUUCAGUAUUUUUGACGACUGUCCAAAGGACUCUGAUAUUUCCAAGAACACUCCAGGGAGCAGAGAAGAAAGUAGUAGAAGCGAGAAGUCAUCUGACAUCUGUGCCCGUAAUGAAAUGGAUAAAACACAGAAUUUACAGAGUGAACUUCCCCCACCAAGCAGAAAUCACAACUUCACUGACACAAAAUGCAAUAUAGGAACCACAAUGGACGUUCCCUCUUCUUAUCCACAUGACAAAUCUCAGACAUCUAAAUUAUCCUCAUGCCUUGAGGCUCUGGAGGCUCUGAACGCGAGAAAAGAUCCCACUGAGCAGAUUAAUUCCAGAGAGUCAUCAGCAGUUCAGAUUGACUGUCUGAAAGCAAGUCCAAACGUGCCUGUAUCCCCACAAAGCCCCAGAAGUCCACUUGAAGCUGUGAAACGGUUAACGAAACCCUCUGAUAGUCCUGCAAGCAUCUGCAGUGACAUUAGUGGCAAAGCAUCCCCUGCAGUGGCAACUGGGUCACCCCCUGCCAUACCAAGGGUCAGAAUUAAAACCAUUAAAACCACAUCUGGACAGAUUAAGCGUACAGUCACCAGUGUACUGCCUGAUUCAGAAACAGAAGUUCAGUCUGCAUGUGAAUCCUCUCCAUCACAGAGUAUGAUUAGUGAAGAUUCAUACUGUAAUAUGUCUCCUCAUCAGUCUCAAAGUGCGUCUGUUGAUAGCAUUGUUGAAGCACAAACUAAAUGUACCCCAGCUGGUACAUCUUCACCGAAAGUUUUACGCAACAAAUCAGAGGUUAACCCCCGGAAGUCGGGCAUAACGCAGUCUACAACAGUAUUCCAUAGUACUAGUGGUCCUGUCAAACGAUCUGCUACACAUCAGGGGCAGAAACCAAAGAGAGGAUCAGCCGCAACAGGGCAUACAACUAGCACCAACUUCCUCCCCAAAGCAAUGCACUUAGCUAGUCUGAACCUGGUCCCUCACAGUGUUGCCGCUUCAGUAGCUGCACGAUCCACCUCUCAUCAGCAAAGCCAACAUGCACUCUCCUCGACAGUUUGCAGCACUGUCCCACUGGUGCAUCAGGUCAAAACAGCAAACCCUUAUCCCCGCUCGUCCAUUCCGAACACAGCAGCAGGAACCUUAAACAGACUGUUGAAUAAUGCCAACCCUGUGCCUACAUAUGUGCCCAACCUGAACCCCCCUCCAGAGAGCAAUAUCAACCUACCACCACGAGGAUACUGCUGUCUCGAGUGCGGGGACUCCUUCGGGGUGGAGAGGAGUCUUGCGUUUCAUUACAGCAGGAGGAGUGUUCACAUUGAAGUAGGAUGUACGCACUGUGCAAAGACGAUGGUGUUCUUCAACAAGUGUGCCUUGUUGGCUCAUGCACGGGAGCACAAAAACAAUGGCAUGGUGAUGCAGUGCACACAGCUCCAUAUGAAACCUAUAGCAGAGGAACAGAUGUUUUUACCCCUGAGUGCUGUGACCGUGGACUCUUACACUUCACCAUUACUUAAAAGCCAACCUGUUCUGCCCCUAUAUCCUGACAAUGUCAUUCGCCACCGACUCCGUUGCCUGGAAUGUAACAAGCAGUUGUCUGACUACAAAGCACUUGCAGGCCAUUACCAGAAGGUGUCCGACGAUGUGGAAGGACUUAUGUGUAAGGUGUGCUCAAUGUUGUUACCCAACAAGUGCAGCUUCAGAGCUCAUCAACGCAUUCAUGCACACAAAUCACCUUAUUGCUGUCCUGAGUGUGGUGCCCUAAGUCGUUCUGCGGACAUACAGAAGCAUGUCAAGGAGAACUGCCUGCACUACGCUCGCAAGGCUUGGUACAGAUGUCUUCACUGCGAUAUGGUUUUUAAGACUUUUCAAGGACAAAAGACUCACAUCGAGGAGAAACACUGUAAUGUCUUUUACAAGUGCUCUAUCUGUCCAGUUGCCUUCAAGACCUCUGACGGAUGUGAAGUGCAUUUAAAAAAUAAACACAGUGCAAGCAAAAUAGCCCCUCUGUUAAUCUUUAAGUGUUCAUGUGAGACGGUUUUCAAGAAGAAGCAGCUACUGUUUCAGCAUUUCCAUCAGAAUGCAAACAAACGUGUUACGUGUGUUUUCAAGUGUCCAGAAUGUAACUCGGUCUUUCCACAAAAGCAGCUGUUAAUGCAGCACUUCAAGGGUGUUCAUGCAGGAAACAUAACAGCAGAAACAGAGGAUAAUAGUAAACAAACAGAAAAUCCUGACUUGAACCAGGAUGCUCAUUCUAUCCAACAACAGAAGAUUCACAGCUCAGUUAAACAUACAGAAAGUCCCAGAAAAAAGGCUGAACAGGACAGAAGACCUCGUGUGAAGCCCACCGGCUGGACGUGUGGGGAUUGUCUCCAGUGUUUCCCUGAACGAGAAUCCUAUAUUUCUCACAUGAAGACCAACCACGGGAAGUCAAUGAAGAAGUAUCCAUGUCGACAUUGUGAGCAGUCUUUCAACUCCGCAACCAGUCUAAGAAGACAUAUUCGCAGCGACCAUGAUGGCAGAAAGAAAAUGUACACUUGCUGGUAUUGCACAGAUAACAAGACGAUAUUCACAACGAGUGUGAUGUUGAAGAAUCACAUCAGUCUAAUGCACGGAAUCAAAAAUCCUGAUCUUGGCCAGAUGCCAAAAACAGCCAUCCAACAAUCAAAAAAGGCUUCGGGCAAGGGGCUUGCAUCAGAAAGACCAGCCAUAGACACACAGGAGGAGGUCCAGGACCACAUUUGUAGGCUCGAGGCUCCUCCAGCUAAACGUUUGAAAACUCAGUUCCGCUGUUCAAAAUGUGGUUUUGUCACAGAAGAAGGCACACAGUUCCAGCAGCAUAUACCACAGCAUAAAACGGAUGAAAACACUCCUCAAUGCCUUCACUGUGGCCUGUGUUUCACAUCUGGCCUGUCUCUCAACAGACAUCUUUUCAUUGUACACAAAGUCAAAGACCCCAAGGAAGGAGGGAAAGAAGGCGCGGAGGACGAGGCAGAGGUGAGGGAGAACAAGCAGGUUAAUCAGCCAGUAAGAUCAGCAGAUAAUGAUGAGGUCAAUGACUUGUUACCGGAGCUAAAUGAACCUGAGAACUCACAUGAGCCAUCACAGGCAAGAGAGCCAACAAGUCUGCACUGUGACAAGACCUCGGACUGUAAUUUAAAGCUGAGCACUCGCUCUCAGACACAAUCCGUCUCUCUCCAGUAGUGAAACCUCUUUUCAGCUGCUUUAAUAUCUUCGGUUUUUAUGUGAAAGUAACAAGGGAUGCUUGAUGUUCUGCAUGGAAGUGUUUUGGCCUUUCAUUUUUUUUUUUUUUUUCUCUCAAGUUAUUCAGAAACCAUGCAGUAUAUUCAAACAUAUCCUUAACAUUUAAUAAAGAACAGUAUUUUCAUAAAUUAUAGGGCAAUUUAAUAUUAUUCUUCAAUUAUUUUUAUUUAUCUUUGCAUGUUGGUAAUAUAUCCAUCUUGCCUUUCAGACAUAACUGCACACGCAUUACAGCCUUUUCUUUUUCCAAAUGUUUUCACAUGUCGCAUCCACCAUGACAGGAGACUCAGGAAUGUCUGUUAGUGUUUAGGUCUGAUUGAUGUGAAGAGGUGGAUUUUUGCCUUUGUAAUCAAUGUUUAUUUUAAUUGCUUUAAUUUUCUCUGAAGUAUUUAAUGCUACACACUAUUACCUGAAUGGGAUUCAGGUUGUUUUUAUGACAUGAAUGUGUUGCAAUUAAUUUGCAGUACGACUCUAAAAUUUCAGUCACCUUUUAUUACAAAACAUAGUAUUGUUCGGUAUUCAUUUAAAGCCGUAUUUUUGCAUCCGUGGUAAAAAAGUUAAAACUGUUCUGUGAGAUUCAAUACAGGUGAAUUGUCUUGCAAAGCCGAAGUUAGGCUACACAUAAGAACAAUACUUUUUACUCUUUUUUUUUUUUUUUUUUUUACUACUUAAGCAUUCAUGAAUGCUUUUUAUUUUUAUUGAAUAUAUUGAUUUGUGAUGCAUGUGUUGUCCCAGAUCUAGCCUAUUUUUUGUUGUUUUUUUUUAACGAUUUUUCUUUUGUUAUUUGAAUGAGUGUUAAGAGGAAACAUGGAGAGGUAUUGGAUGUGUGGUGCAGCAGUAUUGAAAAUACCUCAAAUUGCCAGAAGUGUAUUUUUCAGGCAAGUGAACAGUCAGUGUAAUGUCUAAUCAGGGUACAUUGUUUUGGAUAAUCCAAAGCAGGUUUGAAAGUUUGGCGGCAUAUCGGAGAUGGCGUUUAAUAAAUCAGGACCUGCUAACAUGAUAAUAAUACCAUAAGAUCAGAAUUUGUUAAGUCAUCAAUGUCUUCAGAGGAAAACAAAAUCUUAGAUCAUAAUGUUGGGUACUUCUUGUUUGCAUGUCCUGAUUUGUAAAGCAGCACCUCUUGUUUUGUAUUGAAUACAUGACAGUUCCUACCUCCAUGGUUAAUGGCAGUGAUUGUUAAAUGACGAAAGACUUUGAGGAGUUGCAGGUAAUCUCAGUGCAAUGUAAAAAAAAAAUAAAAAAAAAAUUAGUUUAUAAAAUGUCUUAUCCCACAUUGUUCAAUUUUAUAAAUUAUUUUGGGGAAGAUAUUAUGGCUAUAUGGUCAUAUUGACUAAACUGGCAAGUGAACUUUUCUAUUUAAGUGCUAUGUGAGCUCUUUGUUUCUCUGUAUUCUUAAAUCCUUAAUUUACCACAAUGCAGCUGUUGAACUGCAGAGGCUGAAAAGAAUGACUUGUUCACGACUUGUUAUUUUGUAAUGCUCGUCGAAAGGUAUUUGUACUUUUGAUACUGUGUACUGUACAGCAAGGACUUGUAUAGUAAAGUAACCUGUGUACAUACAGUAGCCAAUGAUCCCUGGAUUCACAGCAUUUCUUAAGCCAUUACACCUAUUCAGCAUGCACUGGCCCAUGUGCCUUGCUGUAAUGUUUACGUCAAAGUACUUACAAAUAAAUUGGUGCAUUUAACGAAA
This is a messenger RNA of Centropristis striata (black sea bass), 5662 nucleotides long. RefSeq names its product zinc finger protein 592 (gene znf592). The record is from RefSeq and is a predicted model, not a curated record. The coding region runs from base 163 to 3918 and encodes 1251 amino acids. The transcript has 9 exons. Lineage: Eukaryota; Metazoa; Chordata; Actinopteri; Perciformes; Serranidae.